CACCGCUGGCAAAAUGUCAAAUUUAUUUUUUCGAAAUUUGAGUGGUGUGCGAAAGUCGGAACGAAACGGAUCGGAAUCGGUGUUUUCCAUCGGCUGUGCUUUAGGGAAAUCUACUCGCAAUGGGAGCUGCUUCUAGCACUUCGAAAACCGUAACGGUCGACAAUGAUUCCCCAGUAGGUGUGAUUGAGAUUUCCGAAGAUGUAGUCAACCGAAUCAAAAGCGGUUUGCACCCUAAAGAAGUUAAAAACCAGCCAAGCGGAGAAGGUAAAGGACCAAGCUCUUAUCCGAACCCGAUGCCACCAUCAACUGACGGAAUAUACGGAGAACCAUCAAUAACUUCGAUGCAGGUUCUUCGACAAAAAGAACAGGAACUGAGGGCCAAUGAUAUCUAUUGGACCAAACGACUUCAAAAUUUGGAAUCCAACCUUAAAAAGACGAACCAAAUCUUGGAAAAGGAAUACAAUGAUGCGAUCGUCGACGUAAAGAAACGUUUUGAAAGCUCGGCUGUUGACCACCAGCUACCACCAUGUCAGGAGCUGAAGGCCAAGGUAAUUGACUGUUACAAGAAAAACCAUUACGAAACCCUGCAGUGCGCCCCUGAUGUGAAGGCGUUUACCGACUGCGUCGACAUCCAUCGCAUUCAACAGUUGCAAGUUAAAUCUUCUACUGGUUCGAAAACUGCUGCUGGAAAGUGAGAGUAUAGAAACAAACGCUAAGCCUUUAUUAGAAAAAUCAUUUUUUAUGUUCAUUCGUAUGUACAUACUACAGCAGGAGUAAACACUAAUUGGAUAAUUCAGAAAAAAAUACUUUGCAUUACAAUUUAAUAAUUUUAUUUAACUACAAAACUACCAAUGUUUUUCACAACGCGACGAACGGAAUAAAAAGAAAUUCAAUAACUUAUUCAAA
Molecule: messenger RNA, 906 nt
Organism: Uranotaenia lowii
Lineage: Eukaryota; Metazoa; Arthropoda; Insecta; Diptera; Culicidae
Gene: Chchd3
Product: MICOS complex subunit MIC19
Exons: 3
Coding region: 120-695 (191 amino acids)
Biological process (GO): inner mitochondrial membrane organization
Cellular component (GO): MICOS complex
Source: RefSeq, a predicted model, not a curated record